AUGAAACGCCACGCGGCUCUCGCCAUCGCCCUCCUCCUUGCCGCGGUCGGCUUAGCCGUGGCCCAGGAACCAUCGCCAGCGCCAAAACCCUCGGACGGGACGUCCCCUGCGGCUGUAACCCCCUCUCAGCCAGCCGCCGCUGCGGCAACACCCGAAUCCUCCGCCGCGACGUCACCAACGGCGCAAUCCCCCGCCGAAGCCUCGUCGCCCAAGCUCUCGACGGCCGCCACCGCUUCCUCUCCGGCCACUUCACCACCGACCUCCUCCGCCGAUGGUUCCUCUCCGGCGACUUCUCCUUCUGCGUCGGGGCCGUCUCAGGAUUCCGCUACAGCGACUCCACCUGCAUCGUCGGGGCCAGCUCCGGAUUCCGCUGCGGCGAUUUCCCCUUCCGCGUCGGGGCCGGCUCCGGAUUCUGCGGUGGCGAUUUCCCCUUCCGCGUCGGGCCCGGCUCCGGAUUCCUCGGCCGCCGCUGACGCUCCCGUCGCCGAUUCGCCGCCGGCUCCGGAUGCACCAGGAGCCGCGCCGGAUGCGGACGUGGGUGUCGCUCCGGAUUUGGCUACGGGCGACACGCCGGCAGCGGCGCCAGGUCCCGACGGCGAAAUUAGCGACGAAACCGGCGCGGCAUGCCCUCCUGCCGGGACCGCCUUUGGUGGGAUCACGGUGGCUUUGAUCGCGGGUGUUGUCGCGUUCUAA
Molecule: messenger RNA, 693 nt
Organism: Musa acuminata AAA Group (dessert banana)
Lineage: Eukaryota; Viridiplantae; Streptophyta; Magnoliopsida; Zingiberales; Musaceae
Product: classical arabinogalactan protein 6-like
Exons: 1
Coding region: 1-693 (230 amino acids)
Source: RefSeq, a predicted model, not a curated record